AUGGAGUCUGAGCUGUCUGCUCCUCCUCUGGCAUCACAACCCACCAGAUCAGCAACAAAAGCAGUGGUCCCUUGCAUUAUAUGGGAGAACACUUAUGCUGCAUGGACUGAUCAUCUUAUCGAGUGGUGUAGGACCCAUGAAGCAGAGUGGAAGAAGUUGUUUUCUGACUCCACACAAGAUGCUCAAGAGGAAGGUAGGAUUAAGCAACAAUUGUGA
Molecule: messenger RNA, 216 nt
Organism: Pisolithus orientalis
Lineage: Eukaryota; Fungi; Basidiomycota; Agaricomycetes; Boletales; Pisolithaceae
Exons: 1
Coding region: 1-216 (71 amino acids)
Source: RefSeq, a predicted model, not a curated record